AUGGAAACUCAAACAAUUCCUAAGAAGAUGCUAGCAUGGCAGAAGCAUCUUGGAAGCCUUAAACCACUAACAUCGAUCCGGAUUCGCGUUGAAGUCGACGUCCCUCAACCGCCUGAGGAUGGCCUACUGGUAAAAGUCCAUGCAGCCGGAGUGUGCCAUAGUGAUAUCAGUCUGUUAGAGCUGGAGCCACAACCACCCAAUCAUUUGAGAAAGUAUACACUGGGCCACGAAGGUUGUGGUGAAGUCAUCUCUGUUGGUUCCGCCGCCACCAAGUUCGUACCAGGUGACAUAGUCGCGAUCUUGUCGAUACCAGGAUGCGGGAAGGACACUUGCCCGGAAUGUACUAGGGGUCUUGAAGCGCUCUGCCACACCGGCGAACGCUACGGAAUUGGAUACGAUGGCUCGUUUGCCCCAUAUGUUGCCAUUCGGGAAAGAGCCGCAGUCAAACUACCUGCUGGGCUGAGUCCCGUAAUAGGGGCAGUUGUACCUGACGCUGUCUUGACUGCAUACAGCGCUACUGUUGAAAGAGCCAACAUUAAGAAAUCAGAUACUGUGUUGCUAUUUGGACUUGGUGGGUUAGGCUUCAACGCGUUACAGAUUGUACUCGGUAUUGGGGCGAGGGUCAUUGUGGUGGAUAAACGACAAGAAGUGCUCGACGAGGCUGUUAAGUUUGGCGUCAAGCGCGAAGAUGUAGUUCCGCCCGGAACCAGUGCCACUGAGUUUGUCACGAACAAACAACUCGUUAUCGAUAAGACUUUGGACUUUGUUGGUGUUUCAGAUACCUUUAGAGCGGCUAUUGACUCUGUGAGAAUAGGGGGAACUGUGGUGGUGGUCGGUCUUAUAAACCCUGAUAUGUCAUUCGAUUCACGUCCCGCGAUCCUAAAGGCAGUUAACGUUCUUUUCACCUUUGGAGGAUCAUACAAGAGUCUCGAGGCCUCUCUGGACCUCGUCGCAAAGAAGAUCGUCAAACCACAGGUCGUAACUAGAAGCCUGAAUGAUCUCCCUCAAGCUUUAGAGGAUUUGCAUCAUGGAAAGGUGAAAAGUAGAAUGGUUCUUGUACCUGAGAUCUUGGCUUAA
This is a messenger RNA of Bipolaris victoriae FI3, 1077 nucleotides long. RefSeq lists its product as hypothetical. The transcript is spliced from 5 exons. Bases 1 to 1077 code for a protein of 358 amino acids. NCBI's taxonomy places the organism in Eukaryota, Fungi, Ascomycota, Dothideomycetes, Pleosporales, Pleosporaceae. The record is from RefSeq and is a predicted model, not a curated record. Gene Ontology annotation, molecular function: zinc ion binding; oxidoreductase activity.